AAAAGUAAAACCCUGAAACCCUCUCCGGCGUUUUACUGGAAACUCGACGGAGAUGGAGGAGAGAGCAAGAUGCUUCACAUUUCUCGGCGUCGGAGCUCUGCUGGGCUCCGUCUCCACCUUUCUUCUGCUCAAGCUUCUACCAAGAAGGAUUGCAAACCACUGUGAUAAAAAGGCACUCCAAAUGAAUGAUAUUAAUGGUAAAGGGUUGGCAUCUGAGACACCUACAAAUUGCAGUGCAGUUACUGGGAGCGGAAAUAGCAAGUUAGCUGGUGUAGACCUUCUAAAUGAUGAGAUAGUCUGUGAACAACUAACAAGAAACAUUCAAUUCUUUGGACUUGAACCUCAACAAAAAGUGACUGCUUCCUAUGUUGUGGUCAUUGGUCUUGGAGGAGUUGGAAGUCAUGCUGCAUCAAUGCUUUUGCGGUCGGGGGUUGGCAGGCUUCUCCUUGUGGACUUUGAUCAGGUAUCAGUUUCAUCACUUAAUCGACAUGCUGUUGCAACAAGAGCUGACGUUGGUAUCCCAAAAGCCCAGUGUCUGAAAGAUCAUUUCUUAUCUAUCUUCCCAGAGUGUCACAUAGAAGCAAAGGUCCUGUUAUACAAUGCAUCGUCUGAGGAAGAGAUUCUUUCAGGUCAUCCUGAUUUUGUUUUGGACUGCAUUGACAACAUUGAUACAAAGGUGGCACUUCUUGCGGCAUGUGUACGUAGGGGUUUAAAGGUCCUAUCAGCCACAGGAGCUGGUGCUAGAGCUGACCCGACAAGAAUACGCAUUGCUGAUUUAAGACAAUCGACAAAUGACCCAUUAUCUCGAGCUGUGAGACACCGUUUGAAGAGAGAGUAUGGCAUUGAAGGUGGCAUUCCUGUUGUAUUUUCAUUGGAGAAACCUAAGGCAAAGCUUCUUCCAUUUAAAGGACAAAGUGGAGAAGAAGAAAAUCCUUCAGAUUACCAGAUAGUACCAGGGUUUAGGGUUCGCAUAAUACCUGUCCUUGGUACCAUUCCUGCAAUAUUUGGCCAAGUGAUGGCCUCCUAUGUGUUGACACAACUUGCAGAAUUGCAAGUUCAAUUGGAACCUGUGAUAAACUUGGACAUUGACCAUUACCGGAUGCUUCACCAACGUCUUAUUGAGCAUGAGGAGUCAUUGUAUGGCACUGCCUUGCAUGUGCAGGUAGAUGUUGAAGAAGUGAUGUAUGUUGCAAAAGAGUUGUGGCAUGGAAGAAGUGCUAGAGAGCCAAUUGCUAAAGAUGUAGGACGUAGCAUGUGGCGAUCGGUGAAUGAAUUAAUGCUUUUGAGGUGGGACCGGGAAAAGCCGGCAUCUGUGUCCAACUUAAUUCUCUUGAAAUUUAAAGAGGCAGAUGAACAUGAAUCCAGGACUCUUGAAGAUAUAAAAGAAGAGGAACCAGAAUUUUUUGUUCGAGUUACAUCUGUUCUGAAGCGAGCCGAACUAGAAUUUGGCUUGUAAGAAACUAGGUAGUUAUUUUUUCUUUCUUCUUGUCCCAGAACUUCAUUUAGAGGGGUAGCGGAAUUCUAUAUAGUUAUAAUAUAAACUCAGGGGGUCAGCGUUUUCACCAUUUUUGAAUUACUAUAGCUAUCAGGGAAGAAAUACUUGACUCUUAUAUUAUUA
Rosa rugosa (rugosa rose) is the source of this 1618-nucleotide messenger RNA. Its product is annotated as tRNA threonylcarbamoyladenosine dehydratase. The transcript has 11 exons. NCBI's taxonomy places the organism in Eukaryota, Viridiplantae, Streptophyta, Magnoliopsida, Rosales, Rosaceae. Gene Ontology annotation, molecular function: tRNA threonylcarbamoyladenosine dehydratase activity; ubiquitin-like modifier activating enzyme activity. Bases 53 to 1456 code for a protein of 467 amino acids. The record is from RefSeq and is a predicted model, not a curated record. Gene Ontology annotation, cellular component: plastid. Gene Ontology annotation, biological process: cyclic threonylcarbamoyladenosine biosynthetic process.